Messenger RNA from Thamnophis elegans (Western terrestrial garter snake), 3046 nucleotides. RefSeq names its product HAUS augmin like complex subunit 6 (gene HAUS6). The record is from RefSeq and is a predicted model, not a curated record. Gene Ontology annotation, molecular function: microtubule binding. Gene Ontology annotation, biological process: spindle assembly. NCBI's taxonomy places the organism in Eukaryota, Metazoa, Chordata, Lepidosauria, Squamata, Natricidae. The coding region runs from base 220 to 2952 and encodes 910 amino acids. The transcript has 17 exons. Gene Ontology annotation, cellular component: HAUS complex; mitotic spindle microtubule.
GCGGGUUAGGCAAAAUGGCGGCUCUGAGGGUUGUGCUAUUAACGGAACUCACUCCGGGGAGAAUGUGAAGGCGGCCGUUACCCGAAAGAAGCCGGGGGUGAGGUGGAGGGAGAGAGCUUCGUUUGCAUAGCUGACCGGGAAGCGAGCCGCUGGUGCUCCUUCCGUGGCUCGCUGAGUCAGCCUUCCGUCGGUGUUGGGAGGUCUGGCGGCGCCGGAGAGAUGAGCAACCCGUUCUCGCCUCCUGCUUGGGAGAAGGAGCACUUGUGGUUCUACCUCUUGGCUCUGGGCUUCGAUCCCGCGGUAAACGCCGCUGCCGGGAAACUUUCGACUCACCUCCGGCUGGACGUGAACAUGUUUGAUAAACCAAACAAAGAUGCAUUUCACAUUGUUGCAUGGUUCUUGUUUUCAAAGCUGGACCAGUCACAUUGUAAUGAGGUUUUUAGAUUUUGCUAUCCUCCCAUAGACAAAAAGGCAGACUCUGAAUUCAGGAAGCAAUGCUAUGAAUGGCUAAAAAGGAUAUCAGAUGAAUGUGGAAACACUUUCCCUUCAGUUGUUGCAUCAUUAUUUCUUUCUCCUGGUGGACCCAAAUUCAUUCAUCUAAUGUUCCACUUUGCAAGAUAUGUUAUAAUGCAUCAUAUUAAAGUAGACUCUCUAGGUGCUGGUAUACCCCACCCAGAAGUGGUGACCUCAAGAUCCCCAGACUUGGAGAUGGCUGUUGCAAAAUCUCAAAUGUCACUUAACAAAUUUGUACAGUGUCUACAGAAGGAAGAUUUGAUGAUUCAAGAACUUCAGAAAAAAGCACUGCUUUAUACUAAGCAAAUCAGAGAUUUAAGACGUGAAAAUGUGGAUCUGGACAAACAAUUGCAAAAAAUGGGGAAAAAAGUUGAUUCUGGCCAGAGUAAUACCACAGAACGAAUUGAAAAAGUCCGCUAUUUAUGGGCAACAGUAAUGGAAACGCUGACAUUUUUGCAAAAAGAAAGAGAAGUAGUGGAUUCAGUAGUAAAAGGUCAGGUUGAUCAGUAUACAUUAGAUGGCACAAGUGUUUCUGUUAGCAUUCCACGGCCUCUGCUUCAAAAGGUAGAAAAAGAAAUGUAUAAAUUUCCUGUAGGGAAUGUGUACGAAGAGGGAAAACUGAACAUGUUAACCAUUUUCCAAUUACUACCCAAAGCCUUGGAGUUAUUGUUGCAUGAGCGUCGGCAUGUUGACAAGAAAGGAUUCAAAGUAGACCUUCAGGAUCUUGAAGGAAAUAUCAGAUUACAGAAUGAGACUUUAUUGGGGCUGAAGUCACUGAGGCAAAAAUUAAAAUGUGAUGAUCAUAUUUCAGUAAAUCAAUCAAUUGCUGUAAAACAACUGGAAUGGCACUUGAAGUGGAAAAAUCAUCUUGGCCAGUCACCUUUUCGUUUAAUUAAGGAUGCAAACCCUGCACUUGAUUUAUUACCCGCUAUGUCUCCUCUUUCUUUUACUCCGGCUACUGAGGAAGCUUAUAAAAGGAGUGUCUUCUGUCAAUAUCCUGCAUUAAUUCCAAAUUCGACCAAAAAGAAUGUUCAGGCAGAUGAAUUUGUAACAGUUGGGAAGACACUGGGAAAUGAAGAUUAUUCAACAAAGACAGUCACAGAAAGGACCUUGAAACUUGCCACACAUUCUGAAAAGAUAUCAAAUGUUGAAACUCCCAAGAGGUCUGAUAAUUCGCGGUUUCAAAUCUUAGAGAAUAAAGGAAGAAGUUCUAGACGGAUAGAAAGUGGGAAGAAAAGACAAGCUGAUUCAGUUAGAACACCUUCAUCAGCUAAAAAAGGAGAUCCUUUAAAGAAGGCCCAAGAACAGUUGGCUGAAGAGGUGGCAGAUGUAAUAAUAUCUGAUUCACCCCAGAACACUGGGAAGGAUGUAGGAGAUCUGAUCAGUACCUUAUUCUCAAAUCCUUUCUUAACAAGGAAACAGAUUCCACGAACUCCAGAAAAUCUGAUUACUGACAUUAGAAGCUCAUGGAAAAAGGCUAUUGAAACCGAAGUACCUUCAAGUGAAGCAAUGCAUCAUUCCGAAGCCACGGAACAGUUAUUGCGGGAUACAGUUCCUGAUUUUAGACGCCGUUUAAGUUCAAAUUUGACAUUGUUUAUGUCAUCUUGUAUAUCUGAUGGAGCAGAAUUUUCCUUUUUAGAUGAGAAGCCCCAGGAUAGUUUGCAGAAAGGGAUUACUGAUGAAUUGCUGAGACACCAAGAGGCUCUUAGGCCACUGGAUGAAAUGAUUUGCAAGAAAGAAUUGUCCCUUGCUGCUCCAGACCAAGUGGAAAACCCAGAACCAGUCUUCCAGACUUUAAAUAGAAGUGUGCAUGAGGUGAGUGAUGGCUCUGACAACCAUAUCGGAUCAGACACUUUGUUACACAAUGUGGGUCAGAAGCCUGCAAUAUAUACAACUUCGUUGUGGGAUGCUUCUCAAACAAUUAGCAAUCAAGCAAAUACCGAUUUGGAUAGCCAUGACAACAUCCAGCUAGGUAUACUUCAAGAAACUCUCCCAGAAGAAGGAGGAUCUAUCAGUCUUAAUAGCUUCCAUGAAUUGGACUUCGAUGCCUCGGGGGAAGAAAACUCUAGAGACAGCAAAUCUGCGACUGAUUAUCUGUCAGGAAACGAGUGCACAGUAGAUUUCAAGUCGAUUCUCAGACGGUACGAAGCACUGAAAAAGAAUCUACUUGAUCACCUGCCGGAUUCCGGAAAGCGAAUGCCAAGGUGCAGAUCAGCAUAUAACCUCAGUCCAGUGAACCUGGAAACAAAGGAUGUGGUUAGCCCUUUGGGAAAACGUUAUGCGUCUGAUGCAGAACUUGCCAAGAAAUCAUCACACCCGAGUCAUCUUGAAAGAAGGAAUAGCUUCUCCCCUUCAGUGGCGUUUUCUCCGCUGCGGCCAAGAGAGAGGAGAGACAUGCAGGACCAAGGAGAUGUGUUUAACAAAUGGAAAGAAAAAUAAUUUGAAGAUGGAUACAAAAGAACCCCCAACUGCGAAGAUGAAGCCAUUCCAUGGUUUUAUAAUCAUGAUGCACUGACUUGAAUAGAAUACUUAA